CAAUCACCAUCCGCUCCAGUGACCUUUGCUGACAAGGUUCCUUUCGAUCUUUUUUGGAAAAAAGAUUUGGUCAACGAUGGGAAUAUCAACCUUGCGCAGUCGCCCUCUUACCGCCCUUUUUCCUUUUUUUCCUCCUUUUUAUUCUUUUCCCUGUUCUAUUUUUCCCUUGUUCUUACGUUUAUUGCUUUUGCCCUGUCACUCUCUUCAUCUUUUUUCUGUUGGAACUAUCUGUCUGGUUUUUGAUUUUCUGGCAACUUGCCUCGCAUCAUACCUGAAUUGUUACUGUUCAGAUGAUUCCUGCUAAUAUUAGCUUUCUUUCUUUCUUUUUGUUAACUUACUAUGCUUCAACACAUCCACCAAUUGAGUGUGGCUUAACCCGGGUACGGUUUCACUUUGAUUCUUCUUUUUCCACAGAUCGAAUGGUUGAAUCUCAGUUGCCGUGCAGCAAUGCCGGAUCACUUACUCCGCUUUUCCCCAGCACAUCUCUCAGUACGAUGCUCUUUGCCCAGUUUAUUAGAGCGUGCUAGGAACGCUCUCGGCAUUUUUCAAACCUUUUUAUCGGCAAAUUAGGAAGCUUGUGGCUUCAAUCGCCUGAUUUGACUCCAGCAGGAUGUUUGCAAUCCGACUGUGUUGUUAUUGAUAUUCAAUUAAUUUUGUUGCUGGUCUCCGC
This is a messenger RNA of Radiomyces spectabilis, 670 nucleotides long. RefSeq lists its product as uncharacterized. The transcript has a single exon. The record is from RefSeq and is a predicted model, not a curated record. Lineage: Eukaryota; Fungi; Mucoromycota; Mucoromycetes; Mucorales; Radiomycetaceae. Bases 291 to 527 code for a protein of 78 amino acids.